Mobula hypostoma (lesser devil ray) is the source of this 11529-nucleotide messenger RNA. RefSeq names its product adaptor related protein complex 5 subunit beta 1 (gene ap5b1). Gene Ontology annotation, biological process: endosomal transport. The record is from RefSeq and is a predicted model, not a curated record. Gene Ontology annotation, cellular component: AP-type membrane coat adaptor complex; lysosomal membrane. The transcript is spliced from 3 exons. Lineage: Eukaryota; Metazoa; Chordata; Chondrichthyes; Myliobatiformes; Myliobatidae. The coding region runs from base 75 to 2855 and encodes 926 amino acids.
CUCGCGUCAUGUGACCGCAGCGGAGUCACGUGAUUCGGGUCUGCCUUGAGCUACUUUUCCGGCUAUUUGGUGCCAUGGCAGUGUCACCUCAUUCCGAAUGGGCCCAGAAGGUCGCUGCAUUCCGUGCCAGCCCAACACGUUUUCUUGCCAGUACAACAGCUGAGAACUUUGUGCAAGAUCUACUGAGAAUCCUUACGGAUGAGAAAAUGGGUGAAAAUAUAAAGGUGCAGAUUCUGGGCAUUCUUCAGGAGUUUCCAAAUUCGUUGUUCACCAGCUCGCAGUCAGCAGAAAGGGCAGUGGAAUCAAUCUUCAACAUCUAUUUGCAGCUGCCGCUGGUACUUAAGUUACUUAGUCUGAAAUGCCAUCUACUGCUGUCUGUAACCACCGUGGUAAUUUCCACCGACCAUCUGAUUAGUGAUCAGAAGGUAUUGAAGAACUUGAUGAAGCAGCUGUUCAAUGUGGUGUGCGACUCAAACGAUCACAAAAGCGGUGUGAACUUUAGGCCUCUCAGGGCCAUGGCGUGCAACUGCCUUCGAGAGUUUGAAACUUGCUAUCCAGGUCUCCUGUCGGGGAAACUGGAGCUUCUGUCUACCCUGCGGAAAGAAGAGGUGACUCCCUUGCACCAAGCCUACACACUGCUGUACAGCCAGGCAUUGAAAAAUGCCAUUCACACCUUCUCACAGGUGCAUAGUGCUUCUGAGGGGGCCAUUCGUGAGAUGCUGGUACGGAAUGAGGAAAUCAAGUGGAAGGUGAUGGAGAAACAACGUGAUUUGGCAGCUGUCACUAUAACAACUAAUUUCUCGUUGAUGACUUCUGCUGAUGAGACAAAGGAGUUGAAGUCUUGUAUAUCAUUACUGCUGGAAGAAUGCUUCCUCCUGACUCCAGUAUCUCAAGCUGUCUUGCUUCGAGAUUUGGCCCAGGUCGUAAUUAUGGUGCACUCACUUUCUCCAGCAAUUUUCAGGUCACAGAUAUUGCGUCUGUUUGGGACAAUGGAUAUAUCCUUACUGCACACCAUGUUGUACAUGAAAACAACCUUCACUGACAGCCUUUUCACAGGUGAGGACGAGAACCUCCUUUUGAAACAACUAGUCGUAAUGGCCCAACACCCACUGCUCAACGUUCCUCUCAAACUCUUCUACAUGGACUGUCUGCUCCACUUUCCUGAAAACCGUCCCAUUAACUCUAACCUGGAGGAGAACCUUCCGGUUACAUUCACCUCAAGGAUGGCGAAUUGCCUGUUCCCCACCCUCUUUAACGACAGCAGUACAAUGCUGGCUCGUCUCAAUCUGUUGAGUCUUGUGUGCCUUGAGAGUACAGAUGAAGAAAGAGGGGUCACUGAGAUCUUUGAUUAUCUGAUGUCUUUGUACAAACUGGUAGACAUUAGUGGAAACAGGGAGCGAAUAGUAACAUUUUUCCAAGCCAUGUACAUAUUUGUGGGACAUUUCUAUUCUAAUGAAGAGUACAUGUCACAGUGGACUAACCAUAUGGUCCAGUUGUACAAAAAACAUUGCAGCUUAGCUCCACAUAUGAUAAACCUUUUAGAUAGCACCCAGAACCUAUUGGAAGAUUGUAAGUGGUCUGUUUCACUGGCAGGGGCCCUGCAGAAGCUAGUAGUGGAACUCCCGUUUCAGCACUUGACCCCUUCUAAUCUCAUGUGGAACCUCAAAAUCCUGGCUAGAGUGGCCAAAGAAAGCACAAUAGCGCAGAAGGCAACCAUUCAGUUCCUGCUGAGAGUCGUUCAGGCGUCCGACUUGUGUGAGCGGGGGGACUGGCGAAUGGGGAAUGCCAUCCUGUCCGUGUGCAGGAACAUCUUGCACUGUCAGAAUCUGGAGCCCACCUUCAGGGACCUGGCAGACCUCUUGCAGCACAUCCACCUCUGGUUCCAAGAUAUCGACAUCCAGGACCACGCUCACUUGUAUUAUGCGCUACUCACUUGUCUCUCUGGCGAGAAGCUGGCAGGGGUUGUGGCAGCAGGACCAGGCAACUGUAGUCAGGCCAAGAUGCGCUCACUUUCCCUGAUAGCAGAAAGUGCAGACUCCUCAAUCUCCAUUCUUCCAAUUAAGCACCCAGUACUACAGCUGACUCCUUUUCCAGAAGACAAUUCUCCCACUGUCAGUCCUCCUGGAGAAACCAGUGACCAGGACCUCCAAAUAGAUUACUUUGAGCAAUACUUGGAUCAGUUUCAUGAUCCUGGAUUUGUUUCUACAAUUGAACAGAAAUUUUAUUUGAGUUUUACAGAGGAGGUUGAUCCUCAUUUUCACAAGCUCUUUACCAUACUUGUACACUUUGACUUGCAGAACUCCCACUAUGAAUCAUUGAGUGAUCUUCAUGUACCCUGUCUUCUCUUCAACAAAGAGCCUCACGUUUUCUCCCUGGUGUUCAAGCCUCGGUUACCCUUCCCUUUCACUUUACACACCAACGCCAUCUUUACCACAGAGGACGGUGACACUUACUGCAGUCAGCUUGAGCCUGUUGACAUUGAUUUCCCACGGCUCUUCCUGCCCUUUCCAGUGCCUCUCAGUUGGCCAUCGGAUGUCAAGGCUAGCCUUUUUAACAAGCUGUGGGCAUCAUUGAUCCAAACUGAAUCCACCCAAUCUGCUCUCAGUCGUUUCUGCUUUAAGACGGUCCAAAGAUCUCUUUGUGAGCUUGUACAGUCACAUUUUCAGAAGUACGUGGUCUCACAACGUACAGAACCAGAAUCUUACAAAGUUUUUCUCUUCCUGCCCCCGCGCAUCAAUAUUUUAUUCCAACUAGAACAAAUGGAUGAUAUUGUGAAGGUUGAUAUAGUCACAAAUGACUGGAAACUUUUACCAUUCAUUAAUUCUUACCUUCUGGACAUGACGUCUGGAAAUUAGCACACAGGCUUGCUGCAAAACUGGUCAUCUGAGUGAGGCAUUGCAGUAAACUAGUUUUAGUGCUAUUCUGGGUGCAAACAUUUUUAUUCAAAGUAUAAAAAUAACUGUGAAAUAUUGCUGAGUGAAAGCUAUCUGUUAUAAGGCACUGCAGGCGAGACAUUUUCAAAUGCAAGAUUCAAUAUUAUUGCAAUUCUGUCUUGGUUAUUACAAAGGAACAUGUAUAAAGGUCUAAGGAUUUACUAAAAAUGCUGGAAAUUUUAUUUUUCAGACCAGAACUAUUGCUAUUUUAGUCCUUUAUCUGAUUUAUUAAUCGUAACUCAGGUAAUGAUAGACAUGCUUUUUGUUGACAGAUGCACUUUAAGUUUCAGUUCCUUAUCCCUGUAUAGCAGGGGUUCCCAGCCUUUUUUAUGCCAUGAACCCCUACAAUUAACCGAGGGGUUUGUGGACCCUGGGUUGGGAACCCCUGCUGUACAGCAAUUUCUUCUGAAUGUUUCAAGAUACCAGCAGGUUAUUUAAUCAGUCUUGGCGCUGAUGCCUGUGCAAAUGGACUGUGGAGAAUAAAUUACUUUCAGGAAAGGAGGAAGGAAAUGAUGUGUGAAAAAUAGUUAGCUCAAAUUCAUUAUGUGCUGGCAAUAAUACUGAUCAAUAUAUGUGGCUUUCUUUUUAACUUACUUGAUUCAGCGUUGCAUAUAAAGAGAAUAAAAAUAACUUAUUUUUAUACAGGGCUCAGUACUCUCCCAACAUUGAAAAGGAUUUAAUGUUUUCAUAUGACAUAAAGCAGGCCAUUUGGCCCAUCGCUGUCCCUCAAAACGUUCCCAUCAGUGCCAAUUCCCAUAACCUUUUCACUCUCAUAUGCUCCAUAAAUCCUAACUGGAUUUCCUUUGAAAUUUCAGACUCUUACUUACUUUAGAUUAGAUUAUGAGGACAGUCAGUCCUCGUUUAUUGUCAUUUAGAAAUGCAUGCAUUAAGAAAUGAUACAAUGUUCCUCCAGAGUGAUAUCACAAAAAAAAGGACAAACCAAAGACUAACACUGACAAGACCACAUAAUUAUAACAUAUAGUUGCAGCAGUGCAAAACAAUACCAUAAUUUGAUAAAGAGCAGACCAUGAGCACGGUAAAAAAAGUUUCAAAGUUCCGAUCAACUCCUGAUAGUCCCCGAUAGCAGGCGGCAGUAGGGAGAAACUCUCCCUGCCAUAAACCUCCAGGCGCUGACAACUGUCGAUGCAUUGGAAGCACCCGACCACAGCCGACUCUGAGUCUGUCUGAAAGCUUCGAGCCUCCGACCAGCCCCUCCGAUACAGCCUCCUGAGUCCCAUCGUCUGCCGAGCGCUUCGGCCCCACCCCGGCCACCGAGCAACAAGCAAAGCCGAGGACUCGGGGCCUUCUCCUCCGGAGUUAAAGACUCUGAAUGGAAGGAAAGGCAAAUCAGCAGUUUCUGAGGGGCUGCUACUAAAUAUGUUUAAAACUAAAAUUCCCAGUGCGGAACAAAAUAAGAACAGACAGUUCAACAUAAACUUGACGCUCGUGCCUUUCUGAAGGUGACAAACAAAUGCUGAUAGCACUGGACAACACAUUUUUUCAGAAGUGUUGCCUCCUCAGAAUUGUUUUUUCUUUAUGAUAGACCACUUGAAGCUGAACACAAAUAUAAUUUCAGUCUACUUAUAUCACGUAGGAAUUGGGAGAAACAAGUAAUUAACUUUUAUUGAAUAUAAUGUGUUUAAUUGUGUAACAGUGCUGACACUUUCCAAUAGUUCAACUAAGCUGAAAAUGUUUUGUUGAUGAUUUUCAUUUGUACUCAGUGUCUGAGGAUUCUCACUUAAGUGUCCAACAAAAAUAAGCCAGAUUGAUGGAUUCCAGUUGCCCUGAUAAACCGUUUCUCCAUGACCAUAAUCUCCUGGUGAAACCUUUCACCAUCCUCGUAACUCACUGUACCAAGCUUUGCAGGAAAGAAGUCUAAAUGGAAAUGCAGAAAAUGAGUCAUUAGUGAUAUCUUGUACUUCAUGGUUUUGUUUGCUUGAAGGAGAUUGUCAAUCAGUUGCAUGUAGCUUGGUGCUUUACAGUUGCCAAAAAAAUUUCAGCAACUUCCUUGAAUGCCUUCCAUGUGAUUUUUUUUCCCCCGGUCCUGCUAGAAGUUCUUCACAUUGCCCGUCAUUGAUGAGCUGCUUGAUUUGUGGACCAACAAAAAUGCCUUCCUUAAUCUUGCCCACAGAUAUUCUGACUUGGAUUGAAACUAGGUGAUUUUUUUUUAAAAAAAUGCUGUGUGAUAGGGAAAUUUCAUGGUAGUUUUCAUGAUUUUCAAAAUCCAUAUGAUAUACCCAAAAGUGUUCAGGAAGCAAAAUCCAAGAAUGGUGAAGGAACAAUAAUGUACCUCAAAGGUAGAAUAGUGUGCGGGUUGGAGGGCAACGUCCAAGUGACGGGAUUCCCGUCCUUUUGCCGCCCUUGUCCUUCGGGCUACUAGAGGCCAUGGGCUUGGAAUGUGCUGUUUCGGGAGUCUUUGGGAGUUGCUGUAGUGCAUCCUGUAGAGGGUACCUACUGCUGCUACUGUAGAGGAGCCAGUGGCAAAGCAAGUGAACGGUUGUAGAUGGGGUGCAUCUCAGGUGGACUGCUGUGUCCUGUACGGUGUUGAGCUUCCUAAGCAUUAAAAACAAAGCCCAAGAAGAGUUUACGCAUUCUUCUGCAUUGUUGAAGUUGCACUCAUUCAGAUAAGUGGACAGUGUUCCAAUACACUCCUUGAGUCUUGUAGAUGGGGAGUACAAGCUUUGGGAAGUUAGAAAGUGAGAUUCACGCCACACAGUUCCUAGCCUCUGGCCUAUUCCCAUAGCCACAUUGUGAUUGUGGCUACUCCAGUUCAAUUUCCUAACCCCCCUAACCCCCACCCCCCCCAGUUGUUUGAUGAUGGAGAAAACUUUUCUGUUUACUACUCUGCACAGAUUUGACAGCAGCUUUGUUGAAUGAAAUUUGCAGACCAUUUUAAUCCUAUAUUUGCAAUAGUAUUAGAUGGAGUGCAGAGUUUUACACACAAACAAAAAGAGUCUUGCAUUUAGGUAACAUCAUCUUGGUCUGGGGAUGUCUCAGUGCACGGAAAGUACCUUAUGAACUGUGGUUACAGUCUUAAUAUUUCUCAGCUCUUUCUUGGGAUUGAGGAUGAUGUGCUUCCACUUCAGUUCUGUGUAAGAUAAUGAGACCAGCAUGAGAUGUGCAGGCUGCUUAAUGGCUGGGCAGGAGAUGGUAGCGGUGAUGGGUAGUGUAGGAGGUGGUGUAUUCCUACCCCUGCAUCUUUCUGAUCUUCUGAAUGUUCCCAGUAAAGAUCCUUAGAAUCAUAGAAAUCAUUUAUGAAAUGGAAGGAGGUGGUUCAGACCUCUGCAUACAUGCUGAUCAAAAAUAAACUCUUCAGCCUAAUUCCACCUCCAAGCACUGGAUCUGUAGCUCUGUAGUUCCUGGUUUUCCAAGUACACAUCCAAUUACCAUUAAGUGUGUACUUCUGUGUCUACCAUUGCUUCCCACCCACCCCCUGGAUGAAAUUUAUUUUCAGUCACAUAAAUGCCUUUCAACCAUUCUCCCUUUCCUCCUUAUAAAUUUGCCUCUGCAAUUGUGGUGGUUGCCCCCAUUUGGUUGUCAUUUCAACCUAAUUAGCCUCGUUUGAUAAGAAUCUCAGAGCAUCCAGGGUUCAUCAUUCAUUGGGAUCAAUCAUGGUCCUGCUUUCCAUAAAUCAGGAAGGAUGCUGCAUUUUUCUUACUAGGAGGAGUUGAGAUCUUUGCAGAGACUUUGGGUAAUCUGUUAUUUCUGGUACUCCUUUUUCAAUCUUUUUAUUGGUAUCGUAAUGAUAAAGAUUAACACCAUAAAAAUCAUACAAAGUUAUUGGGAUUACAUUGUUGUAAUUGUCAUAUAUAAAUAUAAACUCCAUUAAUACAUGGAUAUUAAACCUCCCAAUCUUACAGGAUACAAAUAUUAUAUAUAGACAAAUUAACAUGAAAGGAGAAAAAUAUAUAUAUACCCCCACCAAAAAAAACUAAUCUAACAAGAUAGACCAAUUAAACUACAGAAAAAAAAGACAUAGGCUGUUAUGAAACAUAAAAGAAAAGAACCAUUAGUGUCAUUGACUCUGUUCCCCUCAACAUAUACCAAAAAAGAAAUAGAGUAGGUUUGGUAUUUCUGGUACUCCUCUUGGAAAUCUGUUGCCGUGAGGGAGAUCAGAGUACAGUACCUAUUUUGAGAAUCUGGUGUUGCACAAGCCAGAUGAUAAAAACCUACGCAUUCGAGCUGGCUGAGUGUAACCCUAGUCUCAAAGCUGGGAGAGGACAACUUGUUAUUUCACUUAUCCUGCUGGUGGAUUUGGAGGAUAUUAUUGGUGUGUACAGUGCCAGCUCUUGAUAGUACAUGAGUCUGCAGAUAAGAGGGAAGAGAUGACUCCCCAGAAGAUCAUGAGUUUCAGCCUAGGUUGAUAAUCUUGAUCUUUGAGCAUUCUUUUCCUGGAACAGACGGUAUCCCUGAUGAAGUUCGAGAACUUGGCAGAGAAGUGCCUCUGACACAAAUUUAGAAGGCCAAAUACUGUGUAGGCACACUGGAGACAGAGGUAACUUUCAUAAUUAAUGAAAACCUCUUACUGAGAGGUUGCUCCCAAGGUAUGGAAGAUAGUCCACGUUUGCUAGAGCUCUGGCCGGAUCCUUAUUGUAGGACAGGUGGAAUUGUGCAGUGGUAGGGAAGCACCUUGCUUUGUGUAUAGAGCAUAGAACUGUAUAGCAUAGGAACAGGCCCUUCAUCCCACAAUGCCUAACUCCCCUCCACUACUACAUGAUCUUAUCCAUGUGUCUGUCUAUAUUCGUAAAUGCCGUUAUCAUGUCUGCUUCCACCACUAGUUGUGGCAACCCAUUUCAGGCACCCACUGCGCUCUCUUGUUUUAGAAUACUUGCUUUGCACGUCUCCUUUAAACCUUCCCCCUCUUGCCUUAAAUGUAUGCCCUCUAGUAUUCAAUAUCUCUAUCCAGGGAAAAAUGAUUUGUGUAACACCUAUUGCUUUGUAUGCUUCAACUCUACUUGAAACAUGGACUGAGAAUACACAUGUUCACGUGUAUCAUCUGCAGCUCAUUGGCUGAAGCUGGAGUGAUCUUAGUUCUGGAGUGGAUGGAGGUAAUGACAGUUGCGUGGUUAUUUAUUUAGAGAUACCACGCAAAAUAGGCCCCUCCAUCACCCAGCAUUUAAGCUAACCAUCAGACAAUUUACAAUUAACCUACUAACCGGUAGGUCUUUGGACUGUGUGAGGAAACCAGAGCACCCGGAGAAUGCACAACCUCCUUACAGAGGAUGCCGGGAUUCAACCUGAAAUGUCGACAAUUGCCCUCUUCCCUCAGGUGCUGCUUGACCCGCUGAGAUCUUGCACCACACCUGCUGUGCCUUUGACUCUGAACUGGUUUGGUGCAUCGCCAUGUUCUAACAUAAUUUUCCAAAAAAGUACGGGCCGUGCAGGUGAUGUUGAUAAACAUUAAAGAAUGUCAUGCAUCAUGUGUGAUCCUACCUGUUCACUACUCACUGAAUGGACAGUAAGAAUGAGCUCACCAGUGGCACGAGACUAUCCAGGACCAGAAGACAUAGGAGCAGAAUUAGGCCGUUUGGCCCAUCAGGUCUGUUGCACCAUUCAAUUAUGGCUGAUCAUUUCUUUCCCCCUCCUCAGCCCCACUCCCUAGCCUUCUCCCUGUAACCUUUGAUACCAUGUCCAAUCAAGAACCUAUCAAGCUCUGCCUUAAAUACACCCAAUUAUCUGGCCUCCACAGCUGCCUGUGGUAAUAAAUUCCACAAUUUCACUACCCUCUGACUGAAGAAAUUUCUCCACAUUUUAAAUGGAUGUCCUUUCAUACCGAGACUAUGCCCUCUUGUCCUAGACUCUCCCACCAUGGGAAGCAUCCUUUCCACAACUAUUCUGUCUUGGCCUUUCAACGUUCAAAAGGUUUCAAUGAGAUCCCCCUCAGGACUAAAUUCUGAGUACAGAAUCAGAGCUAUCAGAUGUUCCUCACAUGAUAACCCUUUCAUUCCCAGAAUCAUUCUUGUGGCCUCUCCAAUACCAGCACAUCUUUUCUUAGAUGAGGAGCCCAAAACUGUUCACAAUACUCAAGGUGAGGCCUCACCAGUUCCUUAUAAAGCCUCAGCAUUACAUCCCUGCUCUUGUAUUCUAGACCUCUUGAAAUGAAUGCUAACAUUGCAUUUGCCUUCUUCAUCAGCAACUCUAUCUGCAAGUUAACCUUUAGUGUGUUCUGCACAUGGACUCCCAAGUCCCUUUGCAUCUCAGAUUUUUGGAUUUUCUCCCCAUUUAGAAAAUAGUCUGCACAUCUAUUUCUAUUACCAAAGUGCAUGACCAUGCAUUUUCCAACUUGGUAUUUCAUUUGCCAAUCUCCUAAUCUGUCUAAGUCCUUCUGCAGCCCACCUGUUUCCUCAAUACUACCUGCCCAUCCACCAAUCUUCGUAUCAUCUUCAAACUUGGCAACAAGGUCAUCUAUUGCAUCAUUGAAAUCAUUGAUAUACAGCAUAAAAAGAACCCCCACAGAACACCACUAUAGUCACUGGCAGCCAACCAGAAAAAGAUCCUUUUAUUCCCACUUGCUGCCUCCUACCAAUCAGCCAAUGCUCUAACAAUGCCUGCAACUUACCUGUAAUACCGUGGGCUCUUAAUGUGGCACCUCGUCAAAGGCCUUCUGAAAGUCCAAAUAUACAACAUACACUGCAUCCCCUUAUUCUAUCCAACUUGUAAUCACCUCAAAGAAUUCCAACAGGUUCAUCAGGCAAGAUUUUCCCUCAAGGAAACCAUGCUGACUUUGUCCUAUCUUGUCCUGUGUCACCAAGUACUCUAUAACUUCAUCAUUAACAAUUGACUGCAACAUCUUCCCAACCACUGAGGUCAGGCUGACUGCUUUAUAAUUUCCUGUCUACUACUUUCCUCCUUUCUCAAAGAGUGGAGUGACAUUUCCAAAUAUCCAGUCCUCUGUCUCCAUGCCAGAGUCCAAAUGAUUUAUGAAAGAACACAAUCUUUACCGUUACCUUUCAGAAAUCUUGUGUGCAGUUUCUCUGGUCUAGGUGACUCAUGUACCCUUAGGUCUUUCAGCUUUUUGAGGACCUUCUCCCUUGUGAUAAUAACUGCACUCAUUUCUCUUCCCUCACACCCUUCAACAUCUGGCACACUGCUAGUGUCUUCCACAGAUGCAGGCUACUUAUUUAGUUUAUCUGCCAUCUCCUUGUUUCCCCCCCCCCCCACCCUGAUUAUUUCUCUGACCUCAUUUUCUACUGGUCCUAUAUCCACCCUUAGCUCUCUUUUUUAUUUUAACUUGAAAAAGCUUUUACCAUCCACUCUGAUAUUUGUGUGUCAGCUUGCUUUCAUAUUUUGUUUCCCUCCUAAUGAUUAUUUUGGUUGCACUCUGUGAGGUUUUAAAAGCUUCCCAAUCCUCUGUCUUUUUACUAAUUUUUGCUUUGUUGUAUGCUCUCUCUUUUGCUUUUACAUUAGCUUUGACUUUCCUUGCCAUUUGAGUACUUUGUAAUUUUUGGAAUACAUCUAUCCUGCACCUUCCUCAUUUUUUCCAGAAUCCCAUGUCAUUGCAGCUCUGCUGUCAUCCUUGCCAGCAUCUCCUUCCAAUUUACUGGCCAACUCCCUUCCCAUACCACUAUAAUUUCCUUUACUCCGCUGAAAUACUGCUACAUCAGAUUGUACUUUCUCCCUAUCAAAUUUCAAGUUGAACUCAAUCAUAUUGUGAUCACUGGACGUGGGUGCACUGUUACCCUAUAACUGACUGUGUGGAUAAAUAUGUUGUUUUGACUACAACCAGAUUUGAAAUAUUGACAACAAAUACUCAGCUGUGAUCCACCAGGCUCCAAGCCCUGGAUCUAUGCUGAUACAUUGCUGAGCCUGGCAACUGUCACACCAAAGCUGAGUUGCUUAGGUCAGGGGACACCUGUUUUCAGAAUGGUGGAAAGGCCUACACAGAACAGUUGAUGUUACGGCAGUUAUAGGGUUUUUUGAAGAUGUACAAAAUAGUUGACGUAACAUGGGAAGGACAACAUCUGGAAGGGAGUACAAAGGAAAGGAUCACAGACAUCUGGAAAGAUUGCUGGGAUGAAGGAUAUAGUAAGCCCUAUUUUCUUCAGAAUUAAACAAGUAAUUAAAAGAUAUAAAUGAUAUUAAAAUGCUCCUUUUUAACAUUAGAGCAAAUGUUUGGUAAGUGCUCUGUCCUCAUUGGGCUAUAGGAUGCUUGUACCAGGGGUUGGAACCUGCCAUUUCACACCUCCAUCAUAAGCUUCAGACUUGCUCCGUAAGGCUGCAGAAUAAAGUCUCUGCACCUCAGCUCUUUUUUUGUAUAGUGUCACCUGUGACCCUGGGGAAGCACUAAGCACCAGGAUUUUUUUCCCCCAGGAAGACCAGGAAUGUUUUUGAAGAUCUGCAGACCACUCUAUAUUUGGUAAAUCACAGGCAGAUUCUAUGCCAGUGUUGACUGAGACCUGUCCCAACAUUUUACAUUGAACGCGGCUCUACCACCCUUUAGAGAAUCACCCUCUGCUUCAUAACUAUUAGAUCUAUUGUCUCUGUCUUUUAUUCACAAACAUGAGUUCUCUUAUUUAUUGUCAAUCUUUAACACAAAGUUUAUUUUUACUGUCUUAAGGAUUUCUGUAAUCCAGUGGCUAGGUGAAACCCACACAGU